Molecule: messenger RNA, 2004 nt
Organism: Cyanistes caeruleus (blue tit)
Lineage: Eukaryota; Metazoa; Chordata; Aves; Passeriformes; Paridae
Source: RefSeq, a predicted model, not a curated record
AUGCAGAAGGCUCUGCAGCCGGUAUCAAAGGCAAAGCAUUUCUGCAAGACUCAUGCCAAGGUCUUGAGAAGAGUUGUCCUGGGGCUCCUUGGAGUAGCCUACCUGUGCUACUUCAUUGUGGCCUGUUACCUCAGCUUCCAGCGAGCCCUUGCUUUGGUGAUCAUGACUGCUGUGGUUGCCUUCUUCAUCUGCUGGGACAUCUUCAAGAAGCACUGUGGGGGAAAGGUUCUGCUGCUCCUCCGCCCUGUUGGGAAGUGCUUCCGAAAGUCCUGGCCAUGGCUGAAAUGGCUCUUGUGGGUGGCCCUCCUGGCAGGCCUGAUUGUGUGGCUGGCUUUGGACACUGGCAGAAACCCAGAGCAGCUCAUUUCAUUAGGCGGCUUCUGCUUUUUGGUGCUGUUCCUGUUUGCCUUCUCCAAGCACCAUGGUGCGGUGUCCUGGAGAGCCGUUUUCUGGGGCCUUGGUUUGGAGUUCUUACUCGGACUCUUUGUCCUCCGAACAACUCCCGGCACCCAAGCUUUCCAAUGGCUGGGAGACCAGAUCCAGUACUUCCUGGGCUACACCACAGCUGGCUCCAGCUUUGUCUUUGGGAACACACUCAUUCAAGAAGUCUUUGCCUUCCAGACCCUGCCCAUCAUUGUUUUCUUCAGCUGUGUGAUGUCCAUCCUCUACUACCUCGGUGUCAUGCAGUGGCUUAUUCUCAAGAUCUCCUGGCUGCUUCAAGUCUCAAUGGGCACCACUCCCACUGAGACUCUCAGUGUGGCAGGAAACAUUUUUGUGGGACAGACCGAAGCCCCGCUGCUCAUCCGCCCAUACCUCCCAGACAUGACCCUGUCAGAAAUCCAUGCUGUGAUGACCGGUGGCUUUUCCACCAUCGCAGGCAGCGUGAUGGGUGCCUACAUAUCCUUUGGGAUUGAUGCAGCAUCACUGAUCGCAGCUUCUGUAAUGGCUGCACCCUGUGCCCUCGCCAUGGCCAAACUCGUCUACCCUGAAGUGGAGGAGUCCAAGUUCAAGGGCAAAGCAAGCAUCCGCCUCUCCAGUGGGGAAGAGCAGAACAUCUUGGAAGCUGCUAGCAAUGGGGCUGCCACCUCCGUGGGGCUCGUUGCCAACAUCGCAGCCAACCUCAUCGCCUUCUUGGCCGUGCUGGAGUUCAUCAAUGCUGCCCUCCGCUGGUUCGGGGAGAUGGUAGACAUUGAGGGUCUGACUUUCCAGGUGAUCUGCUCCUAUGUCCUCAUGCCUGUGGCCUUUCUCAUGGGGGCAGACUGGGAAGACUCACCGCUGGUGGCUGAACUCCUGGGGAUCAAGAUCUUCCUGAAUGAGUUUGUGGCGUACCAGCAGCUGGCCAAAUACAAGAAGAACCGUCUGAUGGGCCUGGAGGAGUGGGAUGGGAACCGGAAGCAGUGGAUAUCUGAACGAGCUGAGAGCAUCACCACCUUUGCCCUCUGUGGAUUCGCCAACCUCAGCUCCAUUGGCAUCACUCUGGGAGGCCUGACUUCCAUGGUGCCCCAGCGCAAGGGUGACUUUGCCUCCGUGGUGCUACGGGCCCUGCUCACUGGCAUCUGCGUUUCCAUGCUCAAUGCCUGCCUGGCAGGUCUCCUCCAUGUGCCAACACAGGUGGGUGACUGCACAAUGUUCUUCAGCACCACCAACUUCAGCUCGACCACCUACACUAUGUACACCUGCUGUAAGCAGCUCUUUGCCAGCUCAGUGCUCCUGAAUGGGACACUCUCCUUCACGGGAUCCUGGGCUGAGCAGGCAGAGAGCGUGCUCUGGCUCGGAGAGUGCUGUGUGUACUACAACCACACGUCCUGUGCAGGGACAAUCUAGAACUGGGGGAACGACAAGGCCUAUCCCCAGAGGUAGAAAAAACCCCAAGAGAAACCUGAGCAUUUGGUUUCCACUCCUGUGCUGACGAACAGCUGUGUGCACCUUGCAACCUGCAGCCUUAGCUGCUGGCCCAGGGGACACAAGGGAGCAGCUCCCAAAUAAAUGAUGGCAACCCUUGUA